GUACCGACUUUCAGCCAAAAAUUGUGAAUAUCUCCCCAAAUAAAACGGCUGUAAAACCCCAACUUCCCUAUUUCUGAUUACGAUCCCUCUUAAACCCUAAUUUCCGCUACCGUUCGCCGUUUUCCGGCAGCUUUUUUCUCUUCUCAUCUUCAAUCUCCAGAAUUUCCCAUCACAAUGGCACAAGAAAAUGGUAUGUUUGUUGUACAUCAAACCGUUGGCAGUGUUCUAUGCUGCAAAUGUGGCAUCCCUAUGCAACCAAAUGCAGCCAACAUGUGUGUGAGGUGUUUGCGUUCCGAAAUCGACAUUACCGAAGGUUUGCUGAAACAAGUGACAAUUUUAUAUUGCCCAGAAUGCGAGACCUAUUUGCAGCCUCCAAAGACUCGAAUCAGGGCUCUGCUAGAAUCAAGGGAGCUUCUAACAUUUUGCCUAAAAAGGUUGAACCUGGAUAAAGCCAAAGUCACAUUGGUCCAUGCCGAGUUUGUGUGGACCGAACCACACUCGAAGAGGCUCAAGGUUAAAUUGAGAAUUCAGAAAGAAGUCCUCCACGGGGCAGUUCUAGAACAAGCUUAUAUUGUUGAGUAUGUUGUGCACCAUAAUAUGUGUGACUAUUGUAAUAGGCUUCAGGCAAAUCCAGAUCAGUGGGUGGCAUCAGUUCAACUCCGGCAACACGUUCCUCACAGGAGGACUUUCUUCUACCUCGAGCAACUUAUUCUUAAACAUGAUGCUGUUUCCCAAGCUAUCAGAAUUAAGCAGAUCGUUCAUGGAAUCGAUUUCUUCUUCUCCAACAGGAGUCAUGCUGUGAAAUUUCUGGAGUUUGUUGGUAAAGUUGCUCCCAUCAAGAGUCGUAGUGACAAAGAGCUUGUUUCUCAGGAUUCCAAGAGCAACACUUACAAUUAUAAGCACACCUUCUCAGUUGAGAUUUGCCCCAUUUGCCGCGAGGAUCUGGUGUGUCUUCCUCCUAAAGUUUCAAACAAUCUCGGGAAUCUGGGCCCACUUGUGAUUUGUACAAGACUGACCAACAGUAUAAUGUUGAUGGAUCCAAACACCUUGAGGUACUGUUUUCUGGAUGCUGAUCAAUACUGGAGAUCACCUUUCAAAAGCCUGCUUAAUAGUAGGCGGCUGGUGGAAUAUAUCGUGCUAGAUAUCGACAAUGUUUCACCUGAAGUUAACGUUUCUGGGUCAAGGUACGCUUUGGCCGAUGCCCAAGUAGCCCGUGUAUCAGAUUUUGGAAGGAACGAUACCAUAUUUCACAUCAGGACACACUUGGGUCAUCUUCUGAGUCCCGGGGAUUACGCCCUUGGUUAUGAUAUAUAUGGGGCUAACCCUAAUGACUCCGAAUUGGACAAAUACAGAAGUCUUGUUCUUCCCGAAGUCAUAUUGCUAAAGAAGAGCUACGAAGAGAAGCGUCAAAGAAAGCGUGGGAAGCCCCGUGCUUGGAAGCUUAAGAAACUUAACAUGGAGGUCGAUGACUCGGGUAACGCUAGAGUUGACCAGGAUAAGGUGGCGAAUGAGUACGAAGAGUUUUUGAGAGAUUUGGAAGAAAAUCCUGAUCUGAGGUUUAACGUGUCAUUGUACCGCGAUAAGGAAUACCAACCAUCGGAAACAGCUUCUAUGACUGAUGAUGGUGAACAGGUGCCCUCUGUGCCCCUGGAUGAGCUGCUUGCUGAACUUGAUAUAAAAGAUGAAGAUGAUGAAGAAGCAGAAGGCAGUAACAUGAAGGAGUGAAUGCGAUGAGCUCUUUUAGAAUCUGUAAAGUUUCUUUGUCAAUUGCAAUUCUGCUUUUGAAAGGUCCAUUCCUCUGUUUUUGUUUAAAAUUCCAUACUUUUUUUUGGUCUUCUGGAGUGUUAUAUGCAUCCCUUCUGAAUACAUUAGCUUUCUUUAA
Molecule: messenger RNA, 1882 nt
Organism: Spinacia oleracea (spinach)
Lineage: Eukaryota; Viridiplantae; Streptophyta; Magnoliopsida; Caryophyllales; Amaranthaceae
Exons: 2
Coding region: 175-1725 (516 amino acids)
Biological process (GO): ribosomal large subunit export from nucleus
Cellular component (GO): cytoplasm; nucleus
Molecular function (GO): ribosomal large subunit binding
Source: RefSeq, a predicted model, not a curated record